Messenger RNA from Candoia aspera, 783 nucleotides. It is a transcript of the gene TLCD1, whose product is annotated as TLC domain containing 1. Gene Ontology annotation, cellular component: plasma membrane. The record is from RefSeq and is a predicted model, not a curated record. NCBI's taxonomy places the organism in Eukaryota, Metazoa, Chordata, Lepidosauria, Squamata, Candoiidae. The coding region runs from base 16 to 759 and encodes 247 amino acids. The transcript has 4 exons. Gene Ontology annotation, biological process: membrane assembly; regulation of membrane lipid distribution; plasma membrane organization.
GGCUGGCGGGCGGCGAUGGCCCCGUGGCUGCGCUCGGUCGGGCUGGUGGCGGGCUCGACGCUGGCCUUCGCCACCCUCCGGUGGGCGCUGGGCCGCUGCCCGCUGCCCGCCCACGUCCGCCGCGACGCCACGCGCACCUGGCGCUGGAAGAACCUGCUCGUCUCCUUCGCGCACUCCGUCGUGGCCGGCCUCUGGGCCGUCGUCGGGAUAUGGCAGCUGCCGGGGGCCUUUGAUGACCUGGUCCAGACCUCCUCUGCCUCCGCUCACCUGCUGCUCUGCUUUUCCUCAGGGUACUUCAUCCACGACUCCCUUGACAUCAUCGUCUGCCGCCAGUCCAGGGCCUCCUGGGAAUACCUGGUCCACCAUGCCGUGGCUGCCUCCGGUUUGCUUUCCGGGAUCUUCCUCAACCGCUUUGUGGCAGCUGGCCUGCUCUCCAUGUUCGUGGAGGUGAGCAACAUCUUUCUGACCAUGCGGAUGAUGGUGCGCCUGGGCAGCCUGCCUUUCCAGACCUUUUACGAGGUCAACAAGUAUGUCAACCUGGUGGCCUACUUCCUCUUCCGCUUGGCCCCCCAGGCCUAUCUGACUUGGUACUUCGUGUGCUAUGUGGAGAUGCGAGGCCAGGGGGCCUUCCUCAUGGUCAACCUGGUGCUGCUGGACACCAUGAUCCUGAUGUACUUCUCGCGCCUGCUGCGCUCCGACUUCUGGCCGGGCAGCCAGCAACCGGGCUCUGGGAGCGAGAAGAAGUUCCUGAUCGACUGAAGCCCCGCGUCCCCGGCAGCAGAA